CUUGACUUAAGACGGAUGAAUUCCAAACAUCCUCGCGUCCUUGUUGGAGUUUCUCUGACUUCUACAGCAUGCUGAGACAUUGCUUCCAUACACAACCCAUGAGGCUUUCGUGUGUGUGUGUGUGUAGUGUGCGCGCGUGCAUGUAGGGGAUCGGGGGUUGUCCCUAGAUUUUGGAUUCCAGGAGUGUAGACAGCCGAAGUGCCUUGAGUCAGCGAAGAAGCAGCCAUGGAGUUGACCUCAGUCGCUGAACCAUCCAAGGAGGGCAAGACGGAGAAUGUGGUUGAAGAGAAGAAACUUGGGGACACUGCUGAGAAAGAGGAACCAAGCCCAGAAGAGCGUGAGCCCAAUACCAUCAUCCUUCUUUGGCUUUGCUGUGUGAGCGCCUUGGAGGGGAUGGAUACCCAAUUGGUUCCCGCUUGUCAGUUCGCCUUGCAAAGAGACUUGGGCUUGCAACUGGGCCACUUUGCCGUCCUCACCACGGUGCAGAUGGUUCUCACCAACUUGGCUGCCCCAUUCUGGGGAAUCCUGGCUGAUCGUGGCACUUUGCAGAAGAAGACCAUUUUGAUGCUGGGAGCCAUUGGAGAGGGUAUCGCAGUCACCGUGUUUGCCUUCGUUCCUAACUUCUGGGUGAUGAUGUUCUUGCGGGGCAUGAGUGGCUUCUUCCUUGCAUCCUUACGACCAGUUUGCAAUGGUCUGAUUGCAGAUCUUACCAGUGACAACAAACGUGGCAAGAUCUUUGGGCGAGUGCAAAGUGCUCUGCUCAUUGGCAUGUUUUGCUCGUUGCUCAUUGCUGGAAACGUGGCAAACACAUUUGUGGGGGAAAUCCCUGGCUGGCGCUUUCUCUUUGCAGGUGCUGGCUUGGUUGCCUUCAUUGUGGCAGCAGGAUUGGCAGGUUUCCUGAAGGAACCUCCUCAUGAGUUGGACCAGUCCGCAAAAGCCAAAGGCUGCGCAGCCGUGCGGACCGAGCUUUGCACAGUCUUGAGCUUUUUGCGCAUUCCCACCUUCUGUGUGAUGAUCAUGCAAGGAGUGUUUGGCACAAUUCCAUGGAGCGUCAUGGGCAACAAUCUUCUGUUCUUCAAGUUCUGUGGUCUGGAAGAUUGGCAGGCCAGCAUUUUGGCAGCUGAGGGAACUGUCGCGGGGGUCUUCGGCAACAGCGUCGGAGGCAUGAUUGCAGACUGCCUGGCCAGACGUUUCGGGUAUCAUGGAAGGCCUCUCAGUGCACAGAUCACGGUUGCCGUCGGAAUCCCCAUGGUUUUUUCUGCAAUUCUACGGCAUCCCACCAGGUGAGGGCACUUUUGGUGUGUACUUUGCCCUCAUUGCAGCAUUUGGCCUAUUGGGUUCCUGGGCACAAUCUGGCACGAACUUUCCCAUUCUCUCAGACAUUGUGCCUGCCAGCGACCGGAGCAAGGUCAUGGCGUGGGAAUGUGCCAUGGAAAACUCCUUGGCAAAUGCCAUUGGUCCGUCUUUGGUUUCUACCUUGGCCUUUGCUUUUGGCUACAAGUUUGGGGCUGAGGAGAUGUCCGGAAAGUCUCUCUCUUCAGCAAGGGCACUUGGGCAGGCAAUGGCUGCAACUAUUUGCAUUCCUUGGAUGAUUACCCUAGCGGCCUACACCCUUCUACAUUGGAGCUAUCCUCGCGAUAUGCGCCGGCUGCGUGCCAAGCAGGCAGCCAAGGAGGAGGAGCGCGUCUGAGCGGAGUCGGCGUAGGAAGGGUAGGGCUUCAUGCGCCAAGAUAUGGGAUUUGUGUCCCUUCUUUUGAGACACACCCAUUUCCCACUCAGGCUCCGGCAGGUUUCCUUUGAAGGGUGUUGCCAAAACUUGCUGUGCAACGUGUGCAACCAAUUCGGAGGCACGAUGCAUGGUGCGAAAGUCAGAGAUCUGACCCGCCGCUUUCUAAUUCGAUGGGUUUUCAGCUAUGGGGAUUGACUUUGUUUUUUUGUUUCGGCCGAGCCCCCUUCAGUUUUGCAACGUGAAGUCGUACCCCAAAGCUGUGAAUUCUGGCAUCACAAGGGGAUGUCACAUCGGUGGUGGCAGAUUGCAGCCUCAUCCUGCGCUUCCUGCACAAACGCGGGAAAACCAGGAUGAAUCCUGAUUUGUAUACAGUAGAGCUUUGUAAAGAGUUCUGAACGCCUCAAGAUGAGUCUGUUCAGCUUCCAACAUGAGGGAAGUGACCACCGAUGCGGGCACGAUGCAGUUCACUGCUUUCGCGGCUCAAUCGGUGCUCAUCUCCGCCAUGGCUUUUGCUCUCGCUCUCUUUUGAAAUGGACUUUCGCCGAAAAACUCGAAACACGCAUUGGAA
Messenger RNA from Durusdinium trenchii, 2297 nucleotides. Lineage: Eukaryota; Dinophyceae; Suessiales; Symbiodiniaceae. The record is from the annotation of a GenBank genome assembly.